Molecule: messenger RNA, 1113 nt
Organism: Cataglyphis hispanica
Lineage: Eukaryota; Metazoa; Arthropoda; Insecta; Hymenoptera; Formicidae
Product: odorant receptor 30a-like
Exons: 6
Coding region: 1-1113 (370 amino acids)
Biological process (GO): detection of chemical stimulus involved in sensory perception of smell; sensory perception of smell
Cellular component (GO): plasma membrane
Molecular function (GO): odorant binding; olfactory receptor activity
Source: RefSeq, a predicted model, not a curated record
AUGGCACGUUUUCACUUGAAACCUCAACAACUGCUUCAGAUUCUUGAAAUAUUAGGAGUGUUAUCCAGUACAUCGCCAAAACCAAUAUCUGGAAAAUUUAACAUUAUUUUUCGAACUAUUGUUUGGUGUCUCACCUUCGGCAAUUUGAUAUUUCAAUUAGUCGGCGAGAUGCUCUUCAUUUAUCACAAUCAAGAUGAUAGCAUUUUGGUGCUAAAAACUAUAUUCGUAGCUGCUUGUGUUUCUGAUGGGGUCCUAAAUCUUAUAUUAUGCCACAUUCAAAAAAAGCGACUUCAAUAUCUCUUUGAAGAAAUUGAAAACUAUCUACAGACUGCCGAUAAAAAUGGCAUAAAUAUUCUGCAGAAUCAUGUAAACCGUUAUUCUUUAGUAUUAGCAGCAAAUACUUUUUUGCUGUCCUGUGCUGGAUUGAUCAUCUGCCUUCGUCCUCUGAUCACAAAAGACCGCUUUCCAGUUGAUGUGUGGUAUCCAUCUUUUAUGGAUACACCAUUUAGAUCAUUUUUAAUUUAUGUGUCGCAAAUUUUUGCUGGCACAGAAUGUGUUCUAUGCUUCAAUACAGAUAUCUCAAUUGCCAUAUUUCUCUGCUAUUCGACAGCUAGGCUGGAAGUAUUACAACAUAAUUUAGAAAGUACAAAAACUAAAGAUUUUAUACAUGCAUGUGUUAAAGAGCAUCAAGAUAUUAUCAAGUUUGUUGAAUUGACCCAAGAUACGGUACAAUAUUUAAUUCUAAAACUCAAUCUUACUAUGGGCACAGCUGCAGUUUGUAGUCUCUUUCCAUUGAUUAUUGAUCAACCUUUGGCAGUAAAAGUUCAAUUUAUAUUUUCAUUUCUUAGUGCGUGCGAAAGAUUUUACAUCAGCGCAUGGUCAGCAAAUGAUUUGAGUGAGAUGAGCAAACAAGUAGCAUACAGCUCUUCGUUCGAAGAUUAUAUGACACCAGAAACUGUAAAUGAUAUUUUGUUUAUAAUACUGAGAAGUCAAAAACCUCUUACAAUAUCGAUGGCAAGUUUUCUUCCCGUUCUCUCUUUAGAAUAUUUUGGAAAUUUUAUGAUAAAGGCAUUCUCUUAUUUUACAGCAAUGAAUAGUAUAAUCAAUACUUAA